Molecule: messenger RNA, 3724 nt
Organism: Aplysia californica (California sea hare)
Lineage: Eukaryota; Metazoa; Mollusca; Gastropoda; Aplysiida; Aplysiidae
Product: transcription factor RelB homolog
Exons: 12
Coding region: 149-1876 (575 amino acids)
Biological process (GO): regulation of DNA-templated transcription; innate immune response; inflammatory response
Cellular component (GO): cytoplasm
Molecular function (GO): DNA-binding transcription factor activity; DNA binding
Source: RefSeq, a predicted model, not a curated record
AGAAUGUCAUUGCCCAGGCAAUUCCCCCAAGAUUAUUUUUGGAAUCAGAACAACUUGGGAUUUCACAAAGUACACACGAAAAUGGCGUACAUUGCCUAGUUUUAUCACACGGCGAUUUGAAGCGUUUCUAUUUGGGUGUAUUCUGAAAAUGGCUAUGUCACAUGGUGGUUUGGAUAACGGUGUUGACCUUGAUGACAUCCAGAACAUGAGCAGCACUGAGAUCGCUCGUAUUGUACAGGGUUUGGAUGAUGUAACGGCUGGUCAGAUCUUCAUGCAGAUGCAGCCGCAGGCCCAGCAGGGCCACGAGAACCAUGGGCAAAACUAUUAUCCCGUCCAAGAGACAGAGCCAAUGGCUGACUUUUCGAUGUCUUAUCCGCGCGGGGUGGGGGCAGCAGGCUUCACCCACCCACCUAUAGAACCGUCGGCCCGGGCCCCACAGCAGCCUGCCAGUGAAGAGCCGUGGGUGGAGAUCUUAGAGCAGCCCAAGUCCAGAGGGCUUCGAUUUCGCUAUGAAUGUGAAGGUCGCUCGGCGGGCAGUGUGCCGGGAGAGAACAGCACCAAUGACCACAGAACGUAUCCCACCAUCAAGAUUCACAAUUACUCAGGAGCGGCCAUCAUCGUGGUGUCUUGUGUGACCAAAGAGAACCCACCUCACUGUAAGCCACACCCACACGCUAUUGUCGGACGCGACUGUAAGAAAGGCGUCUGCACCCUCAGAGUCAAGGAUACCAGCGAGAAAAUUGUAUUCCCCAACAUUGGGAUCCAGUGUGCCAAGAAAAAGGAUGUAGAGGGGGCCUUGCGCCUCCGGAAAGACAUUAAUGUCGACCCUUUCCAGACGGGCUUCGACCACUCACAGUCCAACAUAGAUCUCAACGUGGUCCGGCUCUGCUUCCAAGUGUUCCUGUCCAACGAGCAGGGUAGAGUGAGCAAAGUGGUGCCCCCUGUCUGCUCCCAUGCUAUACACGACAAAAAGUCCUCCAAAGAUCUGGUCAUCUGCCGAGUGGAUAAAACCUCGGGGAAAGCACGUGGUGGGGAUGAAGUAUUCCUCCUCUGUGACAAAGUCAAUAAAGAGGACAUCAAGGUUCGGUUCUACGAGGAGAACGAGCAGGGCAUAGUCUCAUGGGAGGACUGGGGAGACUUUGGACAGGGCGAUGUCCACAAGCAGGUGAGAGUCAUCGUCAUGUAUAUGUACUCUCUGAACCUCUUCAUGCUCUCUUCAGCCCUUCUCCCAAUCAUGUACUCAUUGUACAUAUUUGUUGCUGGACUCCCUCCCUCUGUCUCUCCACCAGGAGGCUCUGACUACAAGCGUGGCUCUGGAGCCAGUGUCCGGGGACGUCUGCACACCAAGCUGACAGGGACCAGAAGGAUCAAACGAGAGCCGGACGCAAACCCAGGCGGUGCGGAGGGUGCAUCGAGCAGCGCGGGUGCGAGCGGGGAUGCCACCAUGAGUCACGUGACGGCCGACAACUCGUCCCUAGGCAGCGUGACCGUCUCGUCCAUCUCUGCCGGCAGCCUCGACUCCAACGUGAUCGCCGAGCUCUCGGGCCUGUCCAGCAGCGACCUGUCUGUGGUGUCCACGGAGAACGGCCAGCUGGUCAUCUCGGUGUCGGGCGGGGAGGAGGGCAGCGGGCUGAGCGUGGACAGCAUCAACCUGCCCACCAACAUGCUCAGCGGGGAGCUCAUGAACCAGAUUGACAUCAACCAGCUCAACGCCUACCUGCAGGACCAGGGUUCUGGGAGUGAAAUCUUGUCUGAUCAGCCUCUGUUGCCUGUGCAACAACAACAGCAACAACAACAACAACAACAACAAAUACUGACGAUGGAGACAGACCCCGAGACAGUGGCGGCCCUUCAAGGACUGAACGCUCAGAUCUGAGCCUCACGGCACAAGCUAGAGAGGCCCUACUAGACAGCCGCAUUUCCCCCACCACCACCGCGCUGCCUCGGGGCCAGCUGUGUUCAGGAAUUUUGACCCCUAUGACCUCGUGAAUCAGCUGCUUCUCCUGCCUCGGCGGUGGUCGCUAGAGUGUUCUUCCCCCAUCCCGUUCAGCAGUUGUUGUAGUCGCUAGAGAACUCGAAGUUUUUUCCACCAAUUAACGAUGAUCCGACAGCAACUUGUGCGCUGCUGGUAUGGGGAGAUCUGUAGCGAGUUCAAGGAAUCGGUGUGGAGAUUUUUUUUUGCAGCGAGUCACCAGCCUCAUGAAGAAGAGUAUACAGAGCUCGGACACACCUGGCUGCUCUACCGCCGCCACCACCACUUUUCCCACCGUGGCGCUCAGUCCAGUGGCUGGGAAGUCUCGUCUGUUUGUGGUGACUAGUCCUGUGGAGAUCUGUGGAUGUCAUUGCCAGCGUUGUUGAUGAUGUCAGUUUUGGCUUGGCUAGGACAGAGGCAGAGACUUCUCGUGUGUUUGUGUGUGCAAAGACUUUUUACCCAGCACAUGAGGUCUAACCUUUGACCCAGCACAACGGGAGGUCGAACUUUUUUCACUUGACACACGAGGUCUUGUUCUUGACAGGGCAUCAUCAGUUGAGGUCUGACCUUUGACUUUGAGCCGGCACAAAGUGAGGUUGAGAUUUUUUUUCCUCUGUCCCUGGUGAGGAAAGUGACUUGGACUCUCUGUCUGAACGUGCAUGCUGUGUUUGCUUCAUGAUUUUUAAAAAUGAUGACACGAGUCUGAGAGCGAUGUGUGAACACGUGGUUUUGUGGAUGGCUCCUCCUAUUCAUCGCCUCAGAGCUAGUUUGUCCGCAGUGUACUCGAGUAAAGAGUGCACGUUGAACAAAACAAUUCUGAGGCGACGCGCUGUUGGUUUUUUAGGUUUUGUUUGGGUUUUUUUUUUUGUGGUGACGCCUCAUUUGCCAGUUUGUGUGUGUGUGUGUGGAUACCAUGAGUGUGUGUGUGGCCAGGAUGGGUCAAGUGUGUGAGGGUACGAUGAGUAUGUUGCCAACAGGUGGGUAGUGAGUGUGAUGUUUUAUCAGAUAGCUGAUGCUGUCUUGUGAUGAGACGAAUGUUGAUGAUUGAAGCUGAAGGAAGAGAAAGAUUGUGAGUGCUUGAGAGAAUUGAAAUUCAUGCUCAAAAAGGCUGAAGUAAGGAAUACACCCUAAAAUGGCUUUUAUAUUUUGAUGCGUUAUUCUGGCACAACUGUUGUUGGUGAAGUUAGGAAGCAUAAAUUCAUGAUUAUUAAGUUGAUGUCACGUCCCCAAAAAUGUGUCUCAUUUUUCUGUUUAUAGUAAAAUGCUAUUGAGGGUUACUGAAAAUCGUGGCUGUUGCAAGAAAAAUGAGUAACUCGUGAUGUUUUUACUCUCUCCAUAAAACAAGGGUCAAAUGAAGUUACUCAAUUUUCUUGUGUCAGCAACAAAACCCGCUGCCCUUUGUACGGAGAGUUUUCUGUGCAUAAUAAUAUUCAGCACGUGCUUUAGCGUUCGUGCAUGCAUGCGUACAUGGUCGCAGGGCCUUGCCUCGAUGAGAACUGCCAUCUAUGUCAUGUGACUGCCUUCUCCCUCCCUCUUUGUAUUGUGUUGGUGUCGGUGUGCGCACCGCCUGCUUGUGGCUGGUACCUCUGUGUUCUGUUGUGACUCUCGCUGUUGUCCACUUGUCAUGGGUCUUCUAGCUUAGUUUUUCUGCUUGUUCCGUGUCCUUUUCAUGUGUGUGUUUGUGCCUCUGUGUAUGUUUUCAUCUAAUAUGUGUGUGUGCCUCUGCGUAUGUUUAUGCAUUGUGUGUGUGCC